GGGACUGCUCACACUGUGCUGCUUUUUCCCCAGAGCCACCCCUUUGUGCCAACAGUGAUUGAUGGAGUGGUGCUGCCAAAGGCCCCAGAAGAGAUUCUUGCUGAAAAGAAUUUCAACACUGUCCCUUACAUUGUGGGGAUCAACAAGCAAGAGUUUGGCUGGAUUCUGCCAACAAUGAUGGAUUAUCCACCCUCUGAAGUAAAAUUGAACCUGAAGACGGCAACAUCACUCUUGCAGAAAUCUUCUUUUAUUCUUAAUAUCCCUGAGGAUAUGAUUCCAGUUGCCACUGAGAAGUACAUCAAAGGCACCGAUGAUCCAGUCAAAAUUAAAGACCAGCUCCUGGAGUUGAUUGGGGAUGUGGUGUUUGGUGUUCCAUCUGUGGUGGUGUCCCGUGGACAUAGAGAUGCUGGAGCCCCCACCUAUAUGUAUGAGUUUCAGUACAGCUCUAGCUUCUCAUCAGAACUGAAACCCAAGACGGUCAUAGGAGACCACGGAGAUGAGAUUUACUCUGUCUUUGGUGCCCCAAUUUUAAGAGAUGGGGCCUCAGAAGAGGAACUCAACCUCAGCAAAAUGAUGAUGAAAUUCUGGGCCAACUUUGCUCGGAACGGGAAUCCAAAUGGGAAGGGUCUGCCUCAUUGGCCAGAGUAUGAUCAGAAGGAAGGGUACCUGCAGAUUGGUGCCAUCACCCAGCCAACCCAGAAGCUAAAAGACAAAGAAGUAGCUUUCUGGACUGAUCUCCUGGCCAAGAAGCCACCCCAGAUAAGACACACUGAGCUGUGAAUGAGAGUCUCUACAAAUCUUGGGAGACCAGAUGUUUGUUGGCCAAGGUUGGAUCUUUCAGAACACUAGAGAACUGUGUAAGGUUGAGAUGGGAAGAAGCCAAGGGAGGGGAAUUUUUGCACUUGUAAGCACCAAUUUACCAAAUAAAUACUGUUUUGUAA
Nannospalax galili (Upper Galilee mountains blind mole rat) is the source of this 941-nucleotide messenger RNA. RefSeq names its product carboxylesterase 1E-like. Gene Ontology annotation, cellular component: lipid droplet; endoplasmic reticulum. The record is from RefSeq and is a predicted model, not a curated record. The annotation marks the transcript as partial. NCBI's taxonomy places the organism in Eukaryota, Metazoa, Chordata, Mammalia, Rodentia, Spalacidae. Gene Ontology annotation, molecular function: carboxylic ester hydrolase activity. Gene Ontology annotation, biological process: lipid catabolic process. The transcript has 6 exons.